This is a messenger RNA of Sceloporus undulatus (fence lizard), 8967 nucleotides long. Its product is annotated as pantothenate kinase 3. Gene Ontology annotation, biological process: coenzyme A biosynthetic process. The record is from RefSeq and is a predicted model, not a curated record. NCBI's taxonomy places the organism in Eukaryota, Metazoa, Chordata, Lepidosauria, Squamata, Phrynosomatidae. The coding region runs from base 452 to 1564 and encodes 370 amino acids. The transcript has 8 exons. Gene Ontology annotation, molecular function: ATP binding; pantothenate kinase activity. Gene Ontology annotation, cellular component: cytosol; nucleus.
GGGAAUUAAAAAAUAUAUCCUCUCUGCCGCUCUCCUAGAAGAGAGAAAAGAAAAUGGCGUCCUUCUCGCUCGCGCCCUCAACGUUCUGAACUACCAAGCCUCCCGGCAUGCUCUUGGACCGCACAACGGCCGCGGAGCCGAAGGAACCUCGCGAGGGACGCUGGGAGUUGUAGGAUUCCGAGUGAUAAUGCUGCUGCCGCCGCCGCCGCCGGUUCCUCCCUCCCUCCCUCCCUUCCCAUCUUCCCUUGCCUGACUACUGAGUGGGGAGCAAACGCAACAGCGGCGGCAUUUCGCAGUCAGUCGUCGAGAGAGAAGGACGUGGCCGAGGUGGAGUCUGCGCUGGGCCGCUGUUCGAGGCCGAGCCCCACCUCACCCGGCGCUGGUCCUGGCUAGGACACCAUCAGAGCAGAAAAGCUCAGGCGAAGGGCUGCCCGCUCCCAGCUGCGGAGACAUGAAGAUCAAAGAUGCCAAGAAACCUUCUUUUCCCUGGUUUGGCAUGGACAUUGGGGGAACCCUAGUGAAGCUUGCAUAUUUUGAACCUAUUGAUAUUACUGCAGAAGAAGAGCAGGAAGAAGUUGAAAGCCUGAAGAGUAUUCGCAAAUACCUGACAUCCAACGUAGCAUAUGGGUCCACUGGCAUUCGAGAUGUUCAUCUCGAGCUCAAGGACUUGAUACUCUUUGGCCGAAAGGGAAAUUUGCACUUUAUCCGAUUCCCAACCCAUGAUUUGCCUACUUUUAUUCAGAUGGGAAGAAGUAAAAACUUCUCAACACUGCAUACGGUGCUGUGUGCCACUGGCGGUGGUGCCUAUAAGUUUGAAGAAGAUUUUCGCACAAUUGGAGACCUCCAGCUGCACAAACUGGAUGAACUUGACUGCCUUGUCAAAGGCUUAUUGUAUAUAGAUUCUGUCAGUUUUAACGGCCAGGCUGAGUGCUACUAUUUUGAAAAUGCAUCAGAACCUGAAAGAUGCCAAAAGAUGCCUUUUAAUUUAGAUGAUCCAUACCCACUGCUGGUUGUAAACAUUGGUUCAGGGGUCAGUAUUUUAGCUGUCCAUUCCAAAGACAACUAUAAAAGAGUAACUGGAACAAGUCUAGGUGGUGGGACCUUUCUUGGUUUGUGCAGUUUGCUAACAGGAUGUGAAAGUUUUGAAGAAGCUCUGGAAAUGGCAUCCAAAGGGGACAGCACCCAUGCUGACAAGCUAGUCCGGGAUAUUUAUGGGGGUGAUUAUGAACGGUUUGGCCUGCCAGGUUGGGCAGUGGCAUCUAGUUUUGGGAACAUGAUCUACAAGGAAAAACGAGAAUCAGUCAGUAAAGAAGACCUGGCUAGAGCGACAUUGGUUACUAUCACCAAUAAUAUUGGAUCUAUAGCUCGCAUGUGUGCUGUAAAUGAGAAAAUAAACCGAGUCGUCUUUGUGGGUAACUUUUUACGAGUGAAUACAUUGUCAAUGAAGCUUUUGGCAUAUGCAUUGGAUUACUGGUCCAAAGGCCAGUUGAAGGCUUUGUUCCUAGAACAUGAGGGGUACUUUGGUGCAGUUGGUGCCCUCCUCGGAUUGCCAAAUUUCAGCUGAAGCGCAAAGCAUCGCAAUACUGAACUAUUCCUUACCUUUCUGGCAUUAUUACAACACUGUUUUUAUAUCAACUGGAACCAAAGGGGAAAAGGGCCGCAAUCUUCCUAUAAAUGUCUUUAAUUGUAAGAACGGUCAACUGUCUCAUUGAGACACAAAUGUGAAACCUGGGAGUUUCUGUAGAAAGCACCUUGUGGUUUUCUUGUGUGGUGUUCUCUUAACACGGAUGUCAAACCUGUUGCCCUCCAAACGUUGGACUUCAGUUCCCAUCAGUCCUGUCCAGUGUAGUCAGUGGUCAGGUAUGAUGGCAGCUGAGUUCAGCAAUGUCUGGGGUGUCCCAGGCUUCUCAUCUCCGCUCAUAACAAAUGCUACACGUGCAUUGUGCACUGCAGCCUCUAAAAUAUGGCUCUCAAAAUCAGACUUGGUGGAUUAGCCUUAGCUGUUCAGAGCUUUGCUGCAAUGCUGAUCAAGUAACGCACUGUUAAUUUUCCUUACGGCUGCUUGAUUGCCUGCCUCCUAGUGUGCAGGACUAAUAGCCUUGUUCUCAAUGUCCAUUUUGACUGUAAUUUCUCAACAACUCUAAAAUUGAACAUUGCCGUAUCCAAGUGCCAUCCACUAAAAAUAAAAUUCCUUGAUGCAGCAGAGUUUCUGAGGCAAGGAGACUUCUUUCUUUUUUCCCCCCAACACCUUGAUUGUUUAAUUUGAAUUAGUUCUAAAGCUGUAUAACACUGGUAAGUGGAGCCUCAAAUAUGGUUGGCUUGGUGGAGUCUCAAAUAUCACACUACACAUGGUCAAAAUGGCUUAUUUGUUGUUCCGCUUUUUCAGACUUUUCUUGGAGGGGGGCACCUUUUUCCCUCUGGGACGUCCGCGGGGCGGACGUCCAUCAUUUUCUGAGCUAUCCAUAGAGUAGCUGUCUCUCUCCCAAUCAGUGUUACAGACUAUUUGCAUAAUAUGAUCAGCAAAAAUGCUGGCAAGGAGAUUUCAAAGUGUUGGAAUAGUUAAUUCAGAUUUCUGAAUAUUAAGUUUUCCAUAAAAUAAAAUAAACACAUCAGCAAAAACUCAGUAUAACUGAUUUAAUGUGAAUUAAGCAACUGUGAACACACUUUCGUGUAACUAAUAAUUGUGUGAUUAGUCAGGCUUUGUUAAAACUCUGCACAUCCCUAGUUCAUUUAAUGGUUAAUUGGUACCGACUGUGCAGAAGAUGAUUCUGUUUAGGAUUUUUAGUAAAAUUUUCAGGAUUUUAAAAGGAUGAUUGUUCUUUAAAAUCCAUCACUGAAAAACAUCCAUGUCUCCUUGCAAAGUGCCACCAGUGUGUCUGAUGUGAAAUCAGUAUAACAAUGGAGUUACAUUUGUUGGAUCAGUAGAUCUGAUGGGAGGUGCCUGUUGUGAAAUUAGUUUGUCAGUUUAUUUAAAAGCACACAACAUUUGAUCAAAUGGAACUUUGGCAGAUUUUGGGCUUCAAGCAUUAUGGCAGCUUUAGAGGUUGUACUGCAGAGUCAUAAGGUUCAAUGUCCGUUGUACUCUGAGAAACAAUCGCACAUAGUGGAACAGUGUGGACUUGAGAUAAAACUCCACAUAUUGGGGCUGCUGUUAUAUUUUGACUGUCUACUAUUUCAGACAUGAUUGUAAACGUAGAUUGCUGCAGCAUAGUUUAUCAUAAAACUUCAGAUUAAAAAGAAAAAAAAUCAUCUCAGAAAAAAGGAUAUUUCUAUGCACAAGGAUGUAUCAUUGUAUCCUGAAGGAAUAUGCAGUUAUCCAAUGCAUGAAUGAUGUUUUCUAUAGGGGAUUUGACCACUCUGACUAGAGCUCAUAGAGCUCAAACUAGCGCUUAAGUUUACUUGAUCAGUUUGAUAUUAUUUGGGCACACUGAUACAUUCUACAGCAAUAUAUAUUAGUAUAGGUAAUGUUUCUCCACAUCCGGUUCCAUAGAAUUCUAUGAGUCUAAGUACAUUAUGAUGUUUAUUAGCAGUAAUUCCUUUUUAGCUCAGAAAUAGUGUUGAUACUGCUUGUGCCACUGUUCUUCAUUUCUAAGAUUGAGAAAUUUAUGAUCUCUUUACAACACAGGACAGAAGCCAGUUGUUUUUUAUAUGUUCUCUUGAUCCCUUGUUGAGGCAGUGUUCUGAAAAGACAAGUCUUAGUCCAGAGUCUGUACUUGGUCAGUUUUGAUUCUGCUGUUUUAAACUAUAACCAUUAAUUCAUAAUUGUAUAAAAUUAAUAUUUUGCUUUUACAAAGCUUACAGCCUUGUGUCUUAAAACACAGUUGAAGUGCUUCAGUUCAUACACUAUCAGUUGCAACUGGGCUAUAUGAAAAUGUAGUCAAAAAUAAAUCUGCAGUGUUGUGGAUACUAGUCAGAAGCAGGUGACGAAAAUGACAGCUCAACUCUUUAGUUGCCACUUUAGUAUCUAAUCAAGCAAUCUUCAUAACAAUUAUGAUUUUGCUAUUGAAAUAUAUGAGCCCACUCCCUCCAUUGCAACAGGCUUAAAUAGUAAAAUUACAGAUUUGGAAUAAACCUCAUAAAUACAGUCCGUCCUCGCCUUACGCGGGGAUCCGUUCCAGAUCCCGCCGCGUAAGGCGAAUUCCGCCUAUGCUUGAGCAUGGGAGGUGCGGGAGCGCGCAGGGCGCAACGGGCGCACGCGCCCAUUCAGUUGAAUGCGACGCGCCGCCACGCGCCCGCCCUGCAGCUUGAGCGCGUAUGCUCAAGGCCACGUAUGGCGCGGGUGCACUGUAAAUGUAUCAGUAAUUUUCAUACUGCAUAUUUUUGUAACGGUACAAGAAGAUGGUUCUGCCUUGUUAUAAUUAAGAUAUGUAUUUUUUUCUGUAUUUCGCCCUCAUGCUGUACAAAUAUAAAAUUCUGUUGGAUUUCAUGUAAGGGUCAAGUCGCUAAUGGCCUCAUUUAGCACAAAUAGAACAGUUUGCUUGGUUGUCCCUCUGCCCCCAAAAGUAGGUAGAUACAUAGGGCUGCUGUCAGUUUAGUUGGGAAAGGGAAAACUGGCUGAGUAAGAAGAGGGAUUCUCCCCCUUAAGGACAGGAAUAUAGCUUCUGAAUGUAGUGACUCUUCAAUCCAAUGGUCACAUGAGUGCCUUAAAGUCUCCAUCUUGGAGUUUCAGCCAGAAUUUGAUAUUAAGAGUAUUCCUGGCUUCUGAUAAUGACAGCCUGUGACUAUUGAACAGUGCCAAAUCUGUCUGUGGCACCUGCAGAUUAGCUAAAAAUGGACUGAGUGGACCAUUAGGUAGUAAGAAUUUAUUAUCCUUUUAUUUUUCUCAUAACUGUCAGCCACCUAGUCUUGAGUAAUUUUUGUUAGAAUACAUGUACUCCUGGAUGCAACGUACAUAUAAUUCUUAAAAAAAAACCCAAUAAAUAAAUAAAUAAAUAAGAGAGUUCUGUGUUGUUAACAAGUCAUAGAAAUAAAACUGAUCUCUUAACAUACAUUUUCAAUGUAUGUUAUUGGGAUGUGUACCUGUUCUCAGUUUACCCAUUCCAUUAAAGAUUGUUUUGAUACAAUCUUUUAACUGUAGCCUCUUUCUUCCCUAGACUUACAUCUAACCAAUUAAUGGACCUUACAUUGUGCCCCCUCCCCCAGCCCUGAUCCUUAGUAUAUUGCCGCAUACAUUUUUUUAAACAUCAUUCCAUGAAAAAAAGUUAGUAUAAGGACUAGAUCACUUUUCUCAUUGCUUGUCAUUUGUGCUAUGCUUUGAAAUGACUAUUACAUGUUGUGAUUCCAUUAGUACAUUGCAGUAUCUUGGUGCCAAUCAGGUUGACUACAUGUGACCUUACUAAAUGUCAGUGAUCAAGUGGAGUAAGGUAUGUUGGACUACAUCUUCUAUAAUCCCUGAUUAUGGAUGGUUUUCAGGGAGGCUGAUGGAAACUAGAGUCCAACAACAUGAGGCCCAUAGUUUCCCUCCUCUGGCUUAAAUCUUUACCAGGACAAGACAGUUUUGUCUUCUAUCUAUUGGAAAUUCUGUGCACAGCAUUCCUUAUCUGUUGGUGUGUAAGAAAUUUGGGCAACUCUGUUAUACUCUCAACAUUUGCUAAAGUUAAAAUCUUUAUUUUGACUUAAUUACUUGAUAUAUAAAAUCCAAUUGCCCAUUCGAACCAGUGUUUUUAAAUCUUUCAGGAAUUUAUUUUGGGGAAGACCUCAUACAUUGCAGUAGAAUAAUACCGAUUAAAAAGUUAGAACUUUCAACUCUAUCUGACAUGAAAUAGAUGCAAAUUUCCAGUGGUGUCUUCCCAUAGAAUGCUUUCAUGGAGUGAAGAGUAUAACCACUUUGAUCAUUAUGAGAUAUAAGAAGCUGCUUGUGAAAUUUUAAUAGGUGCCAGCUUCUACUUAAUAUGUGAAACAGUUCUUAAAGUAAGUCUCUGAAUAUUUUUCAAGCACUUGUACUGAGAGCAUCUGGGCAUAAGGUUGAGGGGGGCAGGCAAGUGAGACAAUGGGAAGGGGCCAAGGCGCAAUCCCUUCCAGGCACCCACACUGGGUGACACCAAUGCUAGAGAUGCCAAUGACUGACAGCAUGUUUCUGUUAAGGAUUGACAAAUUUGACUUAUUUAAUUUCUUAAAUAUUCAUACUUUGUUGCUUUGUAAAUAUUGCAUUUUAUCAUUAAGACUCUGAAAUAAGUGUGUGUUAGUUUAAGAAGAUGAGUUUGUAUAGAUCAAGAUGUUAGAUCAAGAGCCAGCAUUUUUUGCUGCUGAGCUGAAAUGAAAGAACUUUGUACAGACUGGUGUAUUUUAUUUUAUUUUUGAAAGUAGAGGAUCCAGGGGUUGUGAAAUUGAAUGACCGUGCACCAUGAAAAGACUAGUGCCCCUUUCAUUGUAAAAAUAAUCCUUAAUCUUAACUGAGUUUUAGCUGUAGAGUUUGGAGGUAAAAAAACUGAGGAUCACAUUUGUGUCCACUAAAAUACCUGUGAUAGUUGAUAUUUUAAUUAUUGGUGUCAAUUUCUUUUCAGCCUUUUGUACUUUAAAUGGAAAGCCUGCAGACAGAAGCAUGCAAAAUGCAAGCUUUCUGUUUUGGGGUGGAAAGACAAACAAGCUGCCUUAAUUCAUAAGUGAUAUCCCCUUAAAUUUUCUCAACACCCUGGAAUAAACGGUAGUGGAGGUUUCCUACUUUCAACCAGUGUUGUUUAUAUUCUAAAUGGUUUAAAUAAAUGAAUUGCACAGUAAAAGAAACCAGAAUGCCUGUAAACAUUAUUCUGGGUCUGUGUGUGAGAGAAAGAGAGAGAGAUGGCAGGUGGUCAGAAAGCAUGUAUCUUGGUAAAUUGUGAGUAAUCAUAAGAAUCUGAAAUACAUGCAGCUCACCACUUGUCACAAGAUUUGCCAAACUGAUGUCAACCACCAGUCUUAAAGUUAAGAAGUCACAAGCUACAUACACUGUGUUUAGGGAACAGUGAUAUGGGAAUAAACCAUAGACAAAUGCCACAAAGCAUAAUACUGAGAACCAUGCCAUGGGAAGGUUAUGUCAGCAAUUUAGUUUAAUCCUGUUCCAGCUCACUAGGUUGAAUAAAGUAGACUGAUUAAAUUUUAGAAAUUCUUUCCCUUUGGACUGUCCUUACCUUGCUUUGAUAGAAGGGCAGAUGAUCAAAUCAAAUAACCCAUUUUUGGGUCAUUAUAAUAAAUUAUGUUUUGAACUAGCCAGAUUGCCCCCGACCCCUAAUGUUUGAAUAUGAGGGUAAAGUGGUUAGUUUAAAACAUGGUGUGGAUGGUUCUGGUCUUGUAGCUGUGGUGAAGAAAAGGAGAGAUUGAAAGCCUAAAAUUGGUUGAUUUGGUUGAUACUAAACCAACCUUCCCUUGUCAAGUGUCAUCCAGAUGUGGUAAACUACAAUCCCACUAGUCCUACAGCUAUGGACACCAUGUUGUAAAGGAAUGGUUUGAACCAGAUAUAAUAUAUGUCCAUGUUGUAAACAGACUAUUAUGUUGGUGUUAUUUCUUAGGCCUAAAUCCAGUGAUAUGUUGGUGCUGCAACACCAAUGGGUGAUAUCUUCUAUUCACUUCUUUGACCCCCUAUAGCUUUAGAGCUACCCAAAGCAAGCUUCCAAGGGUUUCCCAGCUGGCCGGAGCAAUUAAAGUGUGCUUGUAUGGUGGUUUAAAUGGGAACGGGAGAUCACCUCCCAGGCAGUUUAGCUGUUGCACCAGCAGAAAUCUAACCUUGGAUCCUGCUCAGUAUAAGCUAAGCAGUGAAAAGUACAGAAAUUACAAAGCAACCAUAGCUUAGUGUCUGAUAGUGCUUCUCAGAUAAGCACUUUAUCAAGUUGUACUUCUGCCUCAUAGACUUAUCUCAAACAAUUAUAUCUAGACAACAAUCCAUCAUAGCCAGGUUUACCAUGAAAUUGUUUUUAUAAAACAGACUGCAACUAAUAUAUAUGUUAUGAAAUACAUUACUUUGCAGCAUUUCAAAUAAAAGAGUUAUUCCUAGAUUUGUGUGUUGAUUGAUACCAGAAUGUAGCAAUCUAGUCCUGUGCUGACUGCAUCUUUUGCUAUGUUCACUUUUAUUUGCCUUGCGACUAUAGUUUUUUCUUAAAAUGUCUAAUAUAUUUAGGAUAAACCUUACCAAUACUGCCUGAUGAAUGUGGAUUGCAUUCUUCUGAAAUCAGAAUAAAUAUAUAACUUCCAUUUAGCAUUGAGUCUUUACUGCAUUUUAAGCAAUAUUUCCAUCCUGCAGAUUAUUAGCUUGAGGUUCAAUCAUUACAAAAGGACUUUUUUAAAAGUAAGAUUUUGUAGAUGGAGAAGAUCCAAUAUACAGUAUACUUUAAUAUCUGCAAUUGAUAGAAAAUUGGGAAAUACUUUGUUAACAUUUCCUCUCUGUUAAUGAUAGAAUUGACAUUUUAACUGAAUGUGGUUUUUAAUCUUCUAAAAGACCAAAUUGUACUUGACUUGGAAAGUACUUCUUGAAUCCAUGGCAAACUCAUACUCUACAACCAUUGUGUGCAUAUUUAAUUUAACAGCCAUUUUAGGUAAAUUGCCUUAUUCUGAUGCAGUGAACUUAUUGUCUCGCCUCUGUUUACCACUCUGACAAUGAACAUGGUGUAAAAAUGUAUGUUUUACAAGUUUAACACAUAGUUGCUAAAUUAUUCAGUGCAUCCUUGUAAAUUGUUUUUAAUUUAUUUUUGUUAUUGGUGCUCUCCUGUAUCAUUUUCACUCAACCAAAUGAUGGAAGCCUAUUCUGUAAUCAUUCCCAUCGCAAACUGUAUAAAGAGAUUCUCAACUGCUUGCAUGAGUAAAUGUGAAAAUUUAAUUUUGUUGUAUGACGAGCUUUUAUGUGUUUUCCUAGUUUUACAAUUGUUCUGUAUGAAUGAACAGAACAUUGACUUUUUUCUAAAUAAAUACCAAUGGUUGGUUCUCUCUCCCAUGCUUUUUAAUUCUUUGAACCAUUGCAAUCUGUCUUAAUAAAGGGGUGAGAAACCUGGCUCAGACUUG